GGGCGCGCCUUUCACUUUCUCACACACACGCACGUCAAGCCCGGCUGCGAAAACGAUCGUCAUCAUCUCUGGUCUUCGCGUUACGGUUCUGAUGUGUGUUGCCUGGCAUCAAUAGUAUACCCCGUCGCUGCGUCCCGUGCGAGCGCCCCACACUGGUCCCCUCCUGUCCUUUCUGCGCCUCCCUCCCUCCCUGCCCCCUCCUCUCCCUCCGCCCACGACCUGUUACGCUCGACACGAGGUGCAUGACCCCCGGUGACGACACACAACCAUACGCAAGCUCUGGAGAAAAACGCGGAGAAUCCGUUUCCGGAACCGGUCUGAGAGAGUCGGAUAGAUUCAUCGCCAGACAGAAUCGAUCCACACUGUCUGCGUCUUCCGCAUCGACAUCGUCCACUUUGGCCUCCUCUUCCUCAUCAUCGUUGUCCUCGUCAGCGCUAUCCGCGCCUACGCCCUCGCCCACGUCGCUUAGCGCCCGUCCCGAGUCGUCCUCUGCACGUGCUACCUCAGCUUCCGCAUCCUCUGGGUCAGGUUCGGCCAGAAGCGGUAGCUUACGUUCUGGGAGUUCCUCGGCGUCGGCGGCAGUCUCCCCGAGCUCCUUGUUGUCGUCUUCCUCUGCAUCGCAAUCGAAGAGCUCUGUACGCGCUUCUUCAGUGAUGUCCAGUUCUGCGUCCAGUGUCAGUCAGUCGCGAUCGGUUGUGGUCCGGUCGAGCACUAGCUCCUCCGCUGCAAACAGCCCGUCCGCAUCUGUAGCCUCAUCCACGACUUUCACAUUUACGUCUACACUCACCAUCUCGCCCUCCUCGUCCCUGUCGCCCUCCUCGGCGCCCGUGUUGAUCUCCACCGUCCUCCUGACAUCCACUGGGCCCGUUUCCACGGCCUUCUCCACCUCCGCCGGCGCCAUCGGCCCCGCAGCGACGCGGUCCACCGGAGCCGCGUUCGCACACAACGCCGGCGCGAUCGUCGGCGUGGCGGUCGGCAGCGGCGCCGCGCUCGUGCUCGCCGUCGUGCUCCUGUGGUUCGUCUUCCGCGGCCGGCGCCGCCUGCGCAACGACGACAGCCGCGUCGGGAGCGAGCUGCGCAUGAUUGGGAACCGCGUCGACCGCGCGGCGGACGCGCGCACGCCCAGCCCGCACUACACGCUUGCCCGGCCGCGUGCGCGGCCGACCGAGGCGGGCUCGUCCGGGCUCCAGCUGCUCGAGCGGCUGAGGGGCGGGCAGACGCCGGGGGACUCGUUCAAUACGCCCGGGGACUCGUACAAUACUACGCCUGGGGGUGCUCCCGGCUCUCCACUCUCGGAUGCGCUGCCGACCCCACCGCCCAUCUCCGCCGAUGCAUACACGGCUGUACCCGCGCCUCCGCCGUCGCCCCGCCCGAGCUCGCUGCUGAACCCGGCCCCGCGUCGGCCGCCAUCGAUUCUGGUCUCAACGACGUCGUCGCCCCUGGCGAUGCCGCCGUCCUCGCCGAGCUUGCCACCCGGGCUUGUGAUGGGUGGUGGGGGUGCUGAUCCGGAUCCGGCGCUUUCUGCGGAGAUUCCCGACCGGACUGGCACGCCGGCGACGCUGUUGCGUCCCGGGCUGGCGAUGCUGCAGUCCCAUUCGACGCGGACGCUUGACGAUCAUGAGGACUACUCGCGCCCGAUCGGUGGGCGCGUGAAUCAGCGCACUGAGACGGAGGCGACUGUCGCCAGCUCCGACGACGAACGGUAGGCGGAUUGUUGUGGUUCUUUCCUCUUCCUGGUGUAUGAAUUUCCGACGCUCUUUACGUACAUAUACUUUCGUUUUUGGCUUGGCUGUGUGUCCCUCCCGUUAUCAGAGGGUUGCGGUAAUUGUAUUGCUCACAUCUAGUGAAUCGUGUUUUAAUUUCGGUACUUUCCCGUACCUUACAUAUGCGUCCAUAGAAAACACGACCUUGGAUGUAUGCGCAACUGGGUCAUGUACCGGAUAGAUAUCAGCUGACUAGCACCAUGGUACUUUCGGAUGUUGAUGGCACUCUCUGUGCUCGUCCGUCACUCCUCGCUCCUUGCAAAGAAAAAAAUCAUCCCACUUGCUUCCGGCCAGCACGCAAGCGGUGCAGUCUAGGCGAAGCCUGUGAAUUGAAUAAUGCUUCCACGGAAUCAGACACCUAUUCAAAUAAUCCGGCAACCGUUGAUGUCGGCAAAACAUUACCCCCACGCCACUCGGUUCUUCUCCGUUUCGCCGUGUCCCUUUUCUCCGUUUCCCCACGGCUUCUCGUUCUUCUUCUUCUUCUCCUUCUCCUUCGCGCUCCCUCGCAAUGCCCUCCGCCCCGAUGCUCGUGCUCCCAUUUGACACCGACAACGUGCUCAAGUCUGUGAUCCGCAACACCGACGACAACUCGCGGCGAUACGGGGUCGAGACGUACCACGGCGGGUCCGCGCGCCUCGAGACGUGCAUCGAGAACCGCGUCGGUACGAUCUGCGCGGUGAUCGACUGGAAGCAGCGCACGUUCAAGGUCGGGACGAACACGGCGCCAGUCGACGGCAUGAAGCGGCGCGCGAGUGCCUUAUCUGCGUUGCGGUAUUGGCGCUGGCUGGAGGGCGAGGAGUACACCGUGCGGUACUCGAAUUCGGCUGAUACGUGGUCGAUCGUCAAUGGGCAGAACGAGAUCCUCGCGGAACUGAAGUCAUGCGUGUCCCCCAUCUUCGGGCAGACGACGUUACCUGUCCUGCGCCUGAGCCCGCUCGUUAGGAACGAAGACGACCGGCUUUUUUUCCUGCUUGUGUUGUUGUACUCCGAGGGGAAGCGGGUGGAUCGCCAGGGAUGAGUGUGGAUGCCGGAGGUUGUGUUUCGAUACAGUAUCCCCGCCGGCGUGGUCCUGAUCAUGCCGUACUCAGACGCUCUUCUUCUGGGACCAUCGCUGUUGGCACUGUUGCUUGUUUCUUCUUUCAACGAACCUCUGAACCGUACCGUAUUAUUGGCUGCAAUGUCCCUAAUUUCACGCCGAUAGAUUUGACUACCC
Molecule: messenger RNA, 2976 nt
Organism: Mycena citricolor
Lineage: Eukaryota; Fungi; Basidiomycota; Agaricomycetes; Agaricales; Mycenaceae
Source: the annotation of a GenBank genome assembly